UUUUGUUUACCAUAAUAACACUGUCCUUGCCUGAGGUGCCGGAGGACUGACACUGACACAGGCGGAGAAGGACAGCUUUCCCCUCCGGGUGAAUCAUGUCUGUGAGACACGCUAUAAGCCGGGGGCUGGAGCUGAGCCGGUCGGUCUUCCAGCUGGGUCUCCUUAAGUCGUGUGGCCGGUUCGCAGCGAAGCUCCGAGGUGAGCGUUUCCGUGCGGGACCGUCGGCCCGCACCGUUCAGCCUCAGGCUUUCCUGCCGUCCCGGUACCGAUAUUACCGGACCUCGUUGAAGGGCCUGGCAGCCCAGCUCCAGUCCGCCGGGGUUAGGAGGUUUGGCAGCGGCUCCCCGCGGAACAGGGCCGUGUUUCUGGCGUUCGGCCUCGGCGUGGGGCUCAUCGAGCAACAGCUUGAAGAUGACAGAAACAGUGCGGCCACAUGUGACGAGAUCCAGGCGGUGUUCAGGAAGAAAAGAUUCCAGAGCCCAUUCAAGCCAUUCACCUCUGGAUAUAAACUGGAGGAUUACAUUAUUGGGAAUCAGAUUGGGAAAGGCUCCAACGCUGCUGUGUACGAGGCUGCAGCUCGGUUUGCACCUCAGAAGGAGAGUAACAGCAAGUGUUCCCUGGUUCAGCUGGGAGAAGAUGAAGAGGAAGAGGAAGGGGAGACGGCUCGAUCUCUGACAUGCUGCUCGCUGUUCCCUAUGGCUAUCAAGAUGAUGUGGAACUUUGGGACAGGGUCGUCAAGUGAGGCGAUAUUAAAAUCCAUGUCACAGGAGCUGGUGCCUGCAGGCCCCUUGGCCUUAAAGCAGGAGAAAGAGGAAAUCACUCUGGAUGGACAUUUUGGAGUCCUUUCCAAAAGAGUGCCAGCACACCCUAAUGUGAUCAGAGUGGACCGGGCUUUCACAGCCGACGUCCCGUUGCUACCAGGGGCCCAAGAAGAGUAUCCAGACAUGCUGCCGGCCAGGCUUAACCCUUCUGGUUUGGGCAACAAUCGCACUCUCUUCCUCGUCAUGAAGAACUACCCCUUGACACUGCGACAGUACCUGGAAGUGUCCACACCAGGCCGCAGGCAGGGCUCACUGAUGGUGCUGCAGCUCCUCGAGGGGGUCGACCACCUGUGCAGACAGGGUGUAGCUCACAGGGAUCUCAAAUCAGACAACGUGCUCUUGGAGUUUGACUCAGAUGGAUGCCCUCGUUUGGUGAUUACUGACUUUGGCUGCUGCCUGGCCCAGAGUGACGCUAAUCUACAGCUCCCAUUCAACAGCAUGUGGGUCAACAGAGGAGGGAAUGCCUCCCUAAUGGCCCCUGAGGUGGCCACUGCAGUUCCAGGGUGCGGUGUGGUGAUUGACUACAGCAAGGCGGAUGCCUGGGCGGUGGGUGCCAUCUCCUAUGAGAUAUUCGGCCAGCAUAACCCGUUCUAUCGAGCAGUGGGACUGGAGAGCAGGAGUUACCAGGAGGAGCAGCUUCCUCCUCUGCCCUCCAGUGUUCCAGCUGACAUGCAGUUGGUGAUCCAAUUUCUCCUCAGGAGGAGCCCAAGCAAGCGCCCCAGUGCCCGUGUGGCAGCUAACAUGCUACAUCUUAGCCUCUGGGGACGAAAGGCCCUGGCCAACCAAGACAGCGUUGGCAUGAGGAAGCUUGCUGAUUGGCUGCUGUGCCAGUCUGCUGUGGUUCUCCUGAAGGGCUGUAGUGGACCCAAUGGUAACUUGGUGGAGGCGGAGCUUCAGAGGAGCUUCCUGUCUAACCUGGACCUGGAGGACCUGCGCACCGCUGUGGGCUUCCUCCUGUAUGGCCGAGAGCAGGCCUGCAUUCUGUCUGCAUAGAUCCACUCUCUCUCAUUCAGACACACAGCUUAGGAGUCAUUGAUAUGGAUAGACUGGCAGCCUCGAGUUAU
Molecule: messenger RNA, 1885 nt
Organism: Anoplopoma fimbria (sablefish)
Lineage: Eukaryota; Metazoa; Chordata; Actinopteri; Perciformes; Anoplopomatidae
Gene: pink1
Product: PTEN induced kinase 1
Exons: 8
Coding region: 96-1814 (572 amino acids)
Biological process (GO): autophagy of mitochondrion; positive regulation of mitochondrial fission; protein phosphorylation
Cellular component (GO): mitochondrion
Molecular function (GO): protein serine/threonine kinase activity; ATP binding
Source: RefSeq, a predicted model, not a curated record